Molecule: messenger RNA, 3311 nt
Organism: Chiloscyllium plagiosum (whitespotted bambooshark)
Lineage: Eukaryota; Metazoa; Chordata; Chondrichthyes; Orectolobiformes; Hemiscylliidae
Gene: slc26a10
Product: solute carrier family 26 member 10
Biological process (GO): transmembrane transport
Cellular component (GO): membrane
Source: RefSeq, a predicted model, not a curated record
GGGGCACGAAUCCAGCGGCGACCUUGUCCAGCAGCACUUGGCAUGCCGGAGUGACCGAGUGCUGUUCUAAUUGGCUGCCUCCAGUUAGAUGCGCUCACCGCCCACAUCCUGAAACCAGGUACAGGACCGUUCACAGAGAGGGAGAAAACACUGUCCGACUGAGGAGGGGGUGGGAAGGUCCCGUUCAGUCCGACACAGCAAGAUUGCUAUCAAGGAGCACCGUUUUCACCAGAAAAGUAGAGAGGCGCUGACAUAUUUGUCCAAACAGGACACUGUGUGUGCGUCAGGAUGAGGGAAGUGACCGUCUAUCGCUCCGUUUACACCGAGGACCGCUUCGAGCAACACUUCGGCAGGUCCCCUGGCGAAGACCGAGCUUCGGCGGGAAGCUGGAAGCAGCUGGUGGGGAGGAGCUGCGCGUGCUCGGGGAACGCGUGGAGACGCUCGGUGAGGGCGCGCGUGCCUUGCCUCUCGUGGCUGCCCAGGUACAAGUUCAAGCGCUGGCUGACUGGGGACAUCAUCGCCGGCCUGACAGUGGGCAUCAUCCACAUCCCGCAAGGGAUGGCUUUUGCUCUGCUGACGUCUGUGGCCCCAAUUUAUGGACUCUACACCUCGUUCUUCCCUGUUAUGCUGUACAUCUUUUUUGGAACUGGACGACAUGUGUCCACAGGUACUUUUGCUGGGAUUAGCUUGAUGACUGGCUCUAUUGUCGAACGCUUGGUACCACACCGAUGGAACGUCACAAGCCUGGAAGAUCCAGAGUUGGAGAAGCAAAGGAUAUCUGUCGCUUCAGCAGUGGCCUUUCUCUCGGGACUUAUGAUGAUCUGUAUGUUUGUCCUGCAGCUCGGAUUCCUUUCCACCUACUUGUCUGACCCAAUCGUGAAGGCAUUUACCAGUGGCACUGCAUUCCACGUCACCAUCUCCCAGCUCAACACCAUGCUUGGACUACAGCUUCCGCGCUUUGCUGGACCUUUCACCAUCUUUAAGACACUGGCAUCAGUACUUGGAGCGCUCUCUGCGACCAAUAUUGUCGAGCUGAUUAUUUCCCUGAUAUGCCUCUGUGUGCUCAUUCCGACAAAAGAGCUCAGCAGCCGUUUCAGGGAGAGAUUCCGUGCUCCCAUUCCCAUCGAGGUGAUCAUGAUUAUAGUGGCUACUGCAGUCACCUUUGCUACAUCGCUCGAUGAGUGCUGCAACGUCCAAGUCGUGGGUCAUAUCCCUGCAGGAUUCCCAAAGCCCCAGUUGCCAGCACUGGGGAGCAUCCCAAGUAUAAUCGGAGAUACCAUUGCAAUUACCUUUGUCGGCUACGCUGUGUCUGUAUCACUGGCUAUGCUCUAUGCAGACAAGCACAGAUACAAGAUUGACCCCAAUCAGGAACUCUUGGCUCACGGAAUUUCGAAUACCAUUUCCUCCCUAUUCACCUGUUUUCCAAGUUCAGCUUCAUUGGCUACGAGCAGUAUCCUAGAGAGUACGGGGAGCUCUACGCAGCUUGCUGGAUUUUUCACCUGUCUUGUUGUCUUGGUGGUGCUACUUUUGAUUGGGCCACUGUUUUACUCUCUACCCAAGGCAGUUCUGGCCUGUAUUAAUGUCACCAGCCUGCGCCAGAUGUUCCUCCAGUUCCAGGAUCUACCAGAACUGUGGAGAGUGAGCAAAAUGGACUUUACAGUCUGGGUGGUCACAUGGCUGGCUGUAAUCACACUGAAUGCGGACCUCGGCCUAGCUGUGGGCGUGACGUUUUCCAUGAUGACCGUGAUUUGCCGCACUCAAAGAGUUAGCUGUUCUGUACUGGGCCGAGCCUCAAACUCAGAGAUUUACCGACCAGUGGACAGCACUAUGUGCCAGGAAAUUCCCGGCCUGAAGAUCUUGUCUUACAACGCUCCCAUUUACUAUGGAAAUAAGAACUAUUUCCGGGAUACCAUGGCCAAAAUAAUCGGACUGACCCCAGAUAAGAUCAAAAAGAGGGAAAAGAGAAAGAAAGCACUGGAAAGAGUCGGAAAGAUGACCAUUACCACCAUCGAUAAUGGACUCAUACAACCUCACUACCCGGCUGACAUGACCUCGUCCUCUUCAGAUAAGCAAGAUAAAAGGAUUCAGUCUGUUGUGAUCGACUGCAGUAGCAUCAUCUUCAUUGACACAGCUGGAGCAAGAUUAUUUGUCCAGAUGUGUGCAGAGUGUCAGAAAGCCGACAUGUGGGUCUACCUAGCAGAAUGCAACAAAGAUGUUUUGAAAAUAUUGACGUGUAGUGGCCUUCUUAACCACCUUCAUCCAGAGCAGAUCUUUGUAACGAUACAUGAUGCUGUCGUCAAUGUGGAGCGAAUGAAGGAAGCAGCCUCACAGAAAAGCACGACAAUUUGGGUAUGAAAGAAUCGGUGGACUUUCUGCUCAAUGAUUGCUGUACCACUUACAAAGGACAAUCAUAAGGGUCUGCCUGACCACAAUUGCCUUUCAAGGAGACUCGAAAUGAAGUGACUAGGCUCUAUCCAACCUGAAAUGCAGAAUGAGACUUCUUUACUAAUCUAAAAUGUGUAGCGUUUCACUGACAAAACACAACUACAGGUUAAGCUGCAUGGAAUGGCUUCUUCCAGAGAGACACGUCAAAAAGCAGAAAGUCAGCUUUAACUGAUAUUGUUAUUUGCCACUAUGGGAUUUUAGUGUAGUUGGUGUGUGAAUGAAUCUGGUCAGAAAGAGAUAAACUACAAAAGAAUGAUUGGGAAUAAAGGGAUAUCUUCUUUAUGGGAGUGCUGGGCAAUGCGAUAUAGGGUUUGGAAGACAGAGGUGAGGAAGGUAGGGGUAAAGGACAGUGCUGCCUGCAUCUACAUGGGCAGGGCGAUUGAGAACCUUAUUAAGCUGGGCAGCAUGAUGCCCCCCCCAGUGUUGGUAACUAACGUGGUGGGACUUACUGUUAUGCCCCUGACCCCCCCCCGCCCCCCGUCAAACAAGUUUGCCAGACAGUUUUUCUCACGGAGGCAGGAUCCCUUGCAUUUCACAAUUUGAAAAAUGGCUGUUUCACAGACCAGCAGCGAUGAUUCGCUCUAUAUUCGCAGGGUGGGCCCCCAUACUGAAGGAAAUUUAGUCCCUUUGAUUGUUUCGCAAAUCUUUAACUCUAUUUUUCUUUUAUCAUGUUUUUUUAUGGGAUGUGGGCAUCACUGGCAAGACUGGCAUUUAUGACCCAUCCCUAAUUGCCCUUGAACUGGUUGGCGCUCUCGGACAUUUCAGGGGGUGGUGAAGUGUCAGCCACAUUGGCUGUGGGCCUGGAGUCACAUGUAGGCCUAGACCAGGUAAGGAUGGCAGAUUUCCUUCCCUCAAGGGCAUUAGUG